Molecule: messenger RNA, 1337 nt
Organism: Sesamum indicum (sesame)
Lineage: Eukaryota; Viridiplantae; Streptophyta; Magnoliopsida; Lamiales; Pedaliaceae
Product: Thioredoxin superfamily protein
Cellular component (GO): chloroplast
Source: RefSeq, a predicted model, not a curated record
AAAUAAAAGUAUAAUAGAAAAUCCCACGCCGUCGUCGUCACUUCUCCUGCCACACAAACUGUUUAUGUUCAUUAUCAGUCCAGUUGCCCCAACGUCUGGUCCUUUCCCAUCGGCGUUACAGCAGCAAUAAAGAAGAAGAAUUUGUACCACAAAUUUUCUACUGACCGUUCUUCGUUUUUAAUGCCUUACCAAGAGUCCCAAACCACAUAGUAUGGCGAAAGUAAUGUCUCGAUGGAUUCUCACUUCCUCCACAUCACUUCUCUUCCCGUCUACCCGCUCUCAAAAAUCGCUAGUCCCACCUCAAUCUGUUGCAGUUACAACCAAGCCGAUCCGUAGAGCACUCUCUUCAAGAAAGCCUAGUGGACUAUCGCUUGUGGCCAAGGCUGCUUCUUCUACGGCCUCCGCCGCUGUGCCUGACGACAUCGCGGAUGUGCUCGGGGAAGUUAGCAUCUUCACUGCCGCCGGAGAGCCCGUCAAAUUCAAGGAUCUAUGGGAUCAAAAGGAGGGAAUGGCUGUAGUUGCACUUCUGAGACAUUUUGGAUGUUUUUUUUGUUGGGAGUUUGCUGAAGCACUUAGAGAAUCAAAGGAGAAAUUUGACUUGGCUGGUGUGAAGCUAAUUGUUGUUGGAGUUGGUACUCCUGACAAAGCUCAAAUUCUUGCCGAAAGGUUACCAUUUCCAUUGGAUUCCCUCUUUGCUGACCCUGACCAUAAGGCAUAUGACAUUUUGGGCUUAUAUUAUGGUCUUCGCCGCACAUUUCUCAACCCAGCAAGUACCAAAGUAUUUUCAAGAGUGGAUGCUCUGAAAAAGGCUAUGAAGAACUACACUAUUAAAGCCACACCAGAUGAUAGAAGUAGUGUCUUGCAACAGGGAGGAAUGUUUGUAUUUAAAGGAAAGCAAUUAUUAUAUGCCAGAAAGGAGGAAGGGAGCGGCGACCAUGCUCCCUUGGAUGACAUCUUCAAUAUCUGCUGCAUGAAGCCUUAGGUCCGGCCAUUGUCAUCGCUCCAUUGAUCGAGUAAGAUUUUUCCAUUACCUACUGAAGAAGAUUCGACUCCAGAAAGUCUUGGUGCUCAUUUCGGUAGCAUUCCACGCCUUCUUUACUGCAUGCCAUCUAGUUAUCUAGCAUAUACAUAAAUGCAAUAUCAUCAGUGACGGUGGAAAGUUUAACUGUUUGUAUGUAUGAACAUGGACGUAGAUAAUAUAGAUGCGGAUAUAAAUACUCGUAUGGAGCCUAUACAUUACGAAUACGAAAUCUAAAUGUCCAUUCAUAUAUAUAGGUUGUAAAAUGAUUUACUCUGCUUUUACUAUGUUUCACACACUCAUAAAUUUCUUUCUGGCA